Stomoxys calcitrans (stable fly) is the source of this 2263-nucleotide messenger RNA. It is a transcript of the gene Stip1, whose product is annotated as stress-induced-phosphoprotein 1. Gene Ontology annotation, molecular function: Hsp90 protein binding. NCBI's taxonomy places the organism in Eukaryota, Metazoa, Arthropoda, Insecta, Diptera, Muscidae. The record is from RefSeq and is a predicted model, not a curated record. The transcript is spliced from 4 exons. Bases 147 to 1625 code for a protein of 492 amino acids.
GCAGUCUCCCAUUUUCGUUCUAGAUGUUUCGUUAACGUUAAAUUCCCACUCACUAAAUAUUCAUUUCUCGGGAAAGAAUAAAAGAUAUAACGUUGAUUCAUAAACAAUUAAUUAAGUAACUACACAAACAAAAUAUAUAAAGUAGCAUGAGCAAGGUAAAUGAACUCAAAGAAAAAGGCAAUCAGGCCUUAAAUGCCGAGAAGUUUGAUGAAGCUAUUGCCGCCUAUACAGAGGCAAUAGGACUGGAUGAGAAAAAUCAUGUUUUAUAUAGUAAUCGUUCGGCUGCUUAUGCAAAAGCCGGCAAAUUUGCAGAGGCUCUUGAGGACGCGGAGAGAACAAUUAAAAUAAAUCCAACAUGGGCGAAAGGUUACUCAAGGAAAGGAGCUGCAGCAGCCGGCUUAGGAGAUUAUAUGAAGGCAUUUGAAGCCUACAACGAAGGCCUUAAGCAUGAUCCACAGAAUGCAAUUCUUUUGCAAGGUCGUCAAGAAAUUACGGCAGCUGUUCUCCAACAUAUGCAAGGCAUGAACAGCACACCCAUGGAUGUCGAUCCGCCAGCUUCCAAUAGCACUACCGCUAGUUCGAAACCUGCCGAGCAACCAAAGCCAGCAGAGGCCCCAAAGCCAGCCGAACCUAAUUUGGAGGAAAUGACAGAAGAAGAACGCCAGAAGUACAAGGCGAAAAAAGAAAAGGAAGCAGGAAAUAUGGCAUACAAGAAGAAAGACUUUGAUGUUGCUUUAAAACACUACAAUGCAGCCUUGGAAUUGGAUCCUACAGACAUAACAUUCUACAAUAAUAUUGCAGCAGUGCACUUUGAACGAAAAGAUUUCGAAGAAUGCAUUAAGACAUGCGAAAAAGGCAUUGAAGUAGGUCGUGAAAAUAGGGCAGACUUUAAAUUGAUUGGAAAAGCGUUUGCUCGUAUCGGUAACUCAUAUCGUAAAUUAGAAGAUUAUCAUAAGGCCAAAAUGUACUAUGAAAAAGCCAUGUCGGAACACCGAACACCCGAGGUGAAGACUUCGUUGAGCGAAGUUGAGAGCAAAAUCAAGGAAGAAGAGCGCAAGGCCUACAUUGAUCCCGCGAAAGCUGAAGAAGAAAAAGAAAAGGGUAACGAACUAUUCAAAAAAGGCGACUAUAGCACUGCCAUAAAACAUUAUUCGGAAGCCAUUAGGCGUAAUCCUGAUGAUCCAAAAUUAUACAGUAAUCGUGCAGCAUGUUACACCAAACUGGCAGCUUUCGAUUUGGGCUUACAAGAUUGCGAAACAUGUAUCAGAUUAGAUGAGAAAUUCAUCAAGGGCUAUAUACGAAAGGGAAAGAUUCUUCAAGGAAUGCAGAAGACCUCUAAGGCAUCAGCGGCGUACCAAAAGGCAUUGGAAAUGGAUCCAAAUAAUGCUGAGGCAUUGGAAGGUUAUCGUGCAUGUGCUUUGAAUUUGCAACGUAAUCCACAAGAAGUUUUGAAAAAUGCCAUGAAUGAUCCCGAAGUGCAACAGAUUUUGAAAGAUCCAGCAAUGCGAUUAAUCUUGGAACAAAUGCAAAACGAUCCAAAUGCCGUUAAAGAGCACUUGCAAAAUCCAGCGAUAGCCGAUAAAAUUAUGAAACUCAUGGAAUCUGGUAUCAUACAAAUUCAUUAGAACUUAUAAGCAUUCACAAAGCUCUGAAGACCCAAACAAAUAAUGCUAAAAAAACAAAUAAAAAAUUUGUAUCACCACCACCAUUCUUAAUCAGCAAUGCCAAUUUUUCCUAUAAUGAAGCGGUGUAAUGCUCUUUCUUUACUAUUUCCUUUUCUAAUUAUUUUUAUUAUCUCCUAUUCAGUUUAGUUUAUAAAAAAAAACUCGAAGUUAUCUUAAAAUAUUUCCAAUUCUGUGUUUAUUAUUUUAUUCGAGUAUUUUUGCAUCAAUUUAUUUUGUUCGUUUCCCAUAAAAUAAACAAUUCUAUAGUUAUUUUAUAGAAUUAUUUGUUAACAAAUGUUGACAGGUCUUUGUUUUCAUUUAAUGUUUAAUUUUUAUUCCAAAUAAAACCAAUUUCCUUGAAAGAAUUUUUGUUGCAGAUUUUCUUAAAGCAAACAAGCAUACCUUUAGCUUAUAAAAAAAAAACAAUAAAAUAUAAAAGCAAAGAAACAAUACUGCUUUUUAAACAAAAAGUCUACUUAACAAUAUACUUAUACAUAUUUAUAAAAGAACUAACAAAGUUAUUUGUUUAAUUAAUAAAGAGAAUAUUAAAUAUUUCUUUAAAUAAAAUAAUAAAAUAAAGUGAAAUUAAAUCGAUAUAA